This is a messenger RNA of Sclerotinia trifoliorum, 3339 nucleotides long. The record is from the annotation of a GenBank genome assembly. Lineage: Eukaryota; Fungi; Ascomycota; Leotiomycetes; Helotiales; Sclerotiniaceae.
UGCACCAAUACCGAUCGGAAAACUCCUUUUUAGUUUUGGCAAUUUUAUGUCCGACAUUGUACAAUUUCUGAUUGAAUUUUUUUAUCUGUGAAUUUCAUUCUAUGCUAAAUUUUAACCCAGGUGAAAUCUAGUCGGAAUUGAGUUGCAAUCGUUUGUUGGCCUGUGGUUUCGUGAAUAGCUUCGCCGUCACAAACUUCAAAUCUUCCAUGGAGGCAUAUGGGCUAAAUUGUGUAUUUACGGAUUGUUGACCUACAAUUUUCGCUUUUAUAAGGCAUCUGAGGGUAUAGCUUUACUCACGAUUAUUGCUGAUCAAGCAAAGCUUAAUCAAAGCUUGAAAGACUGAACACAAUUGCUCAACCGCACACCCAAGAGAACGUUUUUCCUUCAACCAUGAGUUCAGAGGCUAGCAUGAGGGGCUCACAAACACCUACAUCGAAGCCACGUAGCAGUGCUCCAUCUUCGCCCCCUAAGGAGCUGGAGGCUGGGGAAUUGUCCGAUUUCGACGUGAAUUUUGCCACCGAAGAAGAAAAGAAGAUAUUUGAAGAAGAGAAAAAGGCACGCAUAGCGAACUUCAAGGCCGAAGAACGAAGACGAAAGGCAAUUGCGAGGAAGAGAGCGGAGCAUAAUGAAUCGAAGGCGGAGCGAGAAGCGAAAGCAAGACAACUGGAUGAACUGCUGAGCAAGAGCGCGGCAUUUGGGGAAGUGCUGGUAGGGAAGACGAGGGUCUUAGGACGUGUAGGCAGUGGGAUGGAUGGGAAAGCAUUAGGGGAACAUGAUUUAACAAUGGCAGAACAGCCUAAAUGUAUGGUGGGUGGAACGAUGCGAGAAUACCAAUUAGAGGGUUUGACGUGGAUGUACGAGAUUUGCAUACAAGGAAUGUCUGGGAUUUUGGCAGAUGAGAUGGGUUUGGGAAAGACAAUUCAAACGAUUUCGCUUAUUGCAUUGCUGAGAGAGAAGGAAAGUUAUCUGGGUCCGCAUCUAAUUAUCGCGCCGCUGAGUACACUUUCGAAUUGGAUAGAGGAAUUCCAGAAAUGGACCCCUAGUGUACCGGUUCUGUUAUAUCAUGGUACGCCACCUCAACGAAAGGAGCUUUUCCGCACGCAGAUGAUGAGGCAUAUUAAGGGUGGUCGUCCCGAUGAAAAGUUCCCUGUUGUCUGUACAAGUCCAGAGAUUGUUCUUCGAGAUCAUGCGGAUCUUGCGAAGAUAAAUUGGGAGUUCAUCAUCAUCGUAAGUCGUACAUUCAUGGUACGAUAUCUCAUGGCUGACGUAAACGACAGGAUGAAGGCCACCGGAUGAAGAACUCCGAGUCUAAACUGUUUCAAACAUUGAGGACCUUUACAUCUGCUACUCGUCUUUUGAUUACCGGAACACCAUUACAAAACAAUUUGAAAGAGCUGUGGUCAUUACUAAAUUUUCUUUUGCCUACAAUAUUUACACAAUGGGAAAUGUUUGAAAGCUGGUUUGACUUUAGUGAUUUACAGGAUGAGGAAGGAACCGAGGACUUCAUUGCCGAUCAAAUGAAACAAGAUCUAGUUAAAAAGAUGCACUUGAUUCUGCAGCCAUUAUUGUUGCGACGAGUAAAGGCUGAUGUCGAGCAUAUGCUUCCGAAAAAGCGGGAAUAUGUCCUUUAUGCACCGAUGACAAAGGAGCAGAUGGAAUUGUACAAUAAGAUUGGAGAUAAGACUGCUGACCUGCGGAGGUAUCUGGAGGAAAAAGUAGUGGAAAGAUUGACAGGAGGGAAAGCCAUCGAGAAAGAAUCGAGGAAGUCAGUUGAAACUACAGUCAAAGAUGAAACAAAUCUGGAAGACUCCGAUAGCGAAGACGAGAAACCACUGGCGAAUCGAAUUAGAAACAAAAAUGUCGCUUCGGAACCUACUCCGAUACUAAAGAAUGCAUUCCAACAAAUGAUGCCGAAGAGAAAGCCUGGCAGACCGCCUAAGAAUAAAGAUGGGGCUCUGUUACAAGUAUUAGUAGAAAAGGGAAAGCCAGGCAGGAAGCGUAAGUUAACUGAAGAUCCGCUCUCCUUACCAAUUGGUAAGUCCGCAAAGUCUAGCCGGACUGCGUCACCAGCUGUUAGUGUUCGCAGCAAAGACUCGCGGAGAAGAAAAGUCUAUGAAGAAGCUGAUGCAUCUGAGGAGGAUGAGUUGAGUGAUGAUGAAUUCGAGACAAAACUUGCAGCAGAGUAUGCUGAAAAGGAGGAGGCCGAACUCAAGAACAAGAAUCAGAACGAAGAUGAAAUGGCGAAAAUCCUUGAACUUGCAAGAAAGGAGAUUUCUAGUAAAAAGUUGGGAAAUCCUGUUAUGCAGAUGAGAUUGGUUUGCAAUUCUCCUCUGAAUUUUUACAACCCCUGGUCAGCAGAUUCUGGUACUCCACUAAACGAAACUCUCGUGACUUCGUCUGGGAAAAUGUUACUUCUCGAUCGACUUCUCCCCUCACUGUUUUCUCGUGGCCACAAGGUUCUCAUUUUCUCACAAUUCAAAACUCAACUCGAUAUCCUCGAAGAUUAUGCACGCGAAUUGCGAGGUUGGAAAGUAUGUCGAAUCGAUGGAAGCGUUGCACAAGACUUUCGCCGCCAACAAAUCAAAGAGUUCAACGAGGACUCGGAUUCCAAACUGUUCCUUCUUUCAACCAGAGCUGGUGGACAAGGUAUCAAUCUCGCAAGUGCUGAUACAGUAAUCCUGUUUGACAGUGAUUGGAAUCCACAACAAGAUCUCCAAGCCCAAGAUCGUGCCCACCGUAUCGGUCAAACCAAACCUGUUGUCGUAUUUCGUCUCGCUACUAAGGGCACUGUUGAAGAAAGUUUGCUAAUGAGUGCCGAUGCAAAACGUAGGUUAGAGAAAUUGGUUAUCAAGAAAGGGGGUUUUAAGACUAUGGGACAGAAAAUGGACACGAAAGAAGGAAUGAGUGCGGAUGCACUAAGAGCGUUAUUGUUAAAGGACGGCGAGGUAUACACGUGCAAAGAAGACGACGAGAUCCUGACGGAGGAGGAUCUAGAUACACUGUGCGAUAGAAGUGAUGGGGCUUAUGAAAGAGCGGAGAAAGGUUUGGGAAAUAAAGAUGCCUUUAAGAUCGUGGAGACAAAAGCAAGGGGGUUAAUGACUGGUAUGGAUAAAAAAUAGAUCUGGGAUAUUUAGAUUUGACUAGUGUUCGAUUGAGGAAAUUCUCUUGGCUUAUGGAAAUGGAGCUAGCGGAUGCAAGUGCUGCAGUCAUUGUUUGUAAUAUAUUUGUGUAACGUUACUAUUGUACCAUUCAUCAUGAAAUAAUGUUUUGUCAUAGAACGUUUGUACGGUGGAAAUAAAUAGUCAUUCUGAAUACGCAAUCAUAGGCUUUGAUAUGAGA